UGGGCGGUCCUAGCUUCGAGGACGCUCGAGGAUGCUGAUGUAAGCUUGUUAAGGAGAGAGGCUAUUUUAAGAAUACGUAGCCUAAAUAAUAUAUAUUUGUAAUGGAUUAAAGCAUAACAAGCCGAGAGACAGAAGACAACAGAGCUGUUUAUAUUUCUCCAUCCAGCUGGUAAACGUCAUUUGAUGUGUAAUGGGCUUUUUGAGACAAUUGUUUUCCAUGUCUAGCAGUUCUCUAAACAUCCGCAGUGUUGAUACAUAAUCUCAUAGUGGACACAGUGGAGGCUUGAUAAUUUAUUUGGAGUCGGGUUAUUCUGAGUAGACAUAAUUUGAUCCAAGAAGGCCUUGUGUAAAUGAUAUGAGAAAACGGAGGACAUCCGUGUUUAAAUGCAAGCAUAGUGUGACGGCUUGGUCAUGAUGAUGCGAGAUGAGUCUUUAUCCACUUAUUUUCAAAGAUGACAUCAGUGUGAUGAUGAUGCAAUUUAAUGAAAACUGUCAUUUUGAAUUUAAAGUUUAGCAUCCAGUUCAGAUGAUGGGAUUGUAAUUUCACCUAUUGUGGUUUGUUUAUGUAUCUAAAAAAAAAAAAAAAGACAAACAUUGUUUCCCAUUCAGUUAUUACCAGGUUAUUACGCACACGUUUAUUUUUCAAGAGAAACUGGCCUGAUCAUUAAUCUGUUAUUGAUCAGGGCCUGCGACAAGCCCUCUUGUCAGAGAUUGGCGGUGGAUGCUCUUAUCUCUAACCGUUUUCCUCUGGAGACGCUAUCGAUACCUCUCCAUGUUCAGCUCCGAAAGACUCACGGUACCGGAAUAUGUCAGCUGGAUUGGGAACCGGAGGUCGGGCAGCUCGAGCUCAUCCUCGGAACCGAAAGCACCACCGGUCUCACCUGGUGUCCACGGUGCCGACGUCCAGGAUGUUUUGGAUACCUCGCUCCCGGCCCUGCGCUCCGCUAUCAAGACACUGAAAUCAGCCAAAGAUACAUCGGAUCUAGACGAGACCCGCAGUGCCAUCGCAGAUACGUUCCAGUUAGUGGAGGAGGCCUGGGUUCUGCCCACUGUGGGCCGGCAGGUCGCAGAAGAGAUAUGCAACAGGAUACGACUGGACGGAGGACUGGAGCUGCUCCUGCAACUCCUCAUGACACCUGCUGUGGAGAUCACUUAUGAGUCUGCCAAACUACUGGAGCAGAUACUGGUCUCUGAGAACAGAGAUUAUGUGGCUCGCAUGGGUCUGGGGGUGAUUCUGAACCUGACGAGGGAGACAGAGGACGCCCAGCUGGCCCGCAGCGUCUCAGGCAUCCUGGAGCACAUGUUCAAACACACUGAGGAGACAUCCACCCAGCUCAUUGCCAACGGCGCCCUGGAUGCCCUGCUCUUCUGGUGCCGUGGUACCGACCCCACCGUCCUCCGCCACUGUGCUGUGGCACUCGCCAACUGCGCCAUGUACGGCGGCCAUCACUGCCAGCGGCUGAUGAUCGAGAAGCAGGCGGCUGAGUGGUUGUUUCCAUUGGCGUUCUCCAAAGAGGACGAACUCAUCCGCUUCCAUGCGUGUUUAGCGGUGGCCGUGCUCGCCAAUAACCGGGAGAUCGAGCAGGAGGUGGUGAAGUCGGGGACAUUGGAGCUGGUGGAGCCCUUUAUUGCAUCUCUGGACCCUGAUGAGUUUGCCCGGAGCUUGCUGGACAGUGCAGACAGCAUGCAGGGGAGGACGGCUGCCGACCUACAGCAGCUCCUGCCACUACUGGAUGGGGCCAGACUGGAGGGGAAGUGUAUCGCUGCCUUCUACUUGUGUGUCGAGACCAGCAUCAAGACACGCCAACGCAACACCAAGAUCUUCCAGGAGAUAGGUGCGGUGCAGAGUCUGAAAAGGAUUGUCAUGUACUCCAGCAACGGGAUGGCCUGUGCCCUUGCCAAGCGGGCACUGGGGAUGAUGGGGGAGGAGGUGCCACGACGUAUCCUCUCCUCCGUGCCCAACUGGAAGGGCGGUGAGGUGCAGAGAUGGCUCCAAGUGAUUGGAUUCAGCGCUUACACUGAGCGCUUCCAGGAGCUGCAGGUGGAUGGUGACCUACUGCUGAACAUCACAGACCAGGAGCUGAGCACUGACCUGGGCAUGACCGCAGGACUCACUCGCAAGAGGUUCCUCCGUGACCUGCGCGUGCUGAAGACCUACGCCAACUACUCGACCUGUGACCCCAACAACAUGGCAGACUGGCUGGGCGAGGUGAACCCGCACUUCCGCCAGUACACCUACGGCCUGGUGCAGUCUGGCGUGGACCGCAAGAAUGUCCUCCACCUCACCGACCAGCAGCUCCAAUCAGACUGUUACAUAGAGAAUGGCAUCCAUCGCGCCAAGAUCCUGGCAGCCAACCGUAGGCUGAUUAAGCCAUGUUUGACCGAUGCCCAGCCCCCUGGACCGGACGUAUUUAUUAGCUACCGCAGGACCACUGGUUCCCAGCUCGCCAGUCUGUUGAAGGUCCACCUGCAGGUCAGAGGUUUCAGUGUGUUCAUUGACGUGGAGAAGCUGGAAGCAGGGAAGUUUGAGGACAAGCUGAUCCAGAGCGUCCAGCGGGCACGGAACUUCAUCCUGGUGCUGUCUGCCAAUGCCCUCGACAAGUGCAUGGGCGACACUGGCAUGAAGGACUGGGUACACAAGGAGAUAGUCACAGCUCUCGCUGGGAAGAAGAACAUCGUCCCUGUCACUGAUAACUUCAUGUGGCCUGACCCAAACUCUCUGCCUGAGGACAUGAAAACCAUCCUCAAUUUCAACGGCAUCAAGUGGUCCCAUGAGUACCAAGAGGCCACCAUUGAGAAGAUCCUGCGUUUUCUCAAAGGCAAGCCCAGCCAAGACCAGACAGACUGUCCCAAGACAGACUGCUCUAAGGGGCUGCAAGGGCCACAUAAGAAAUAAAGGCCCUUGAGUGGAGCUCUGGUCUGUGAUGAUGUAAAAUGGUGCCCAUUAGUGAUCAGUAAUCAAUAAUGCCAAACAGAGCAUCCUCUGCGCUCUGGUUGGAUCUGCUCUACCCCUGUGCAUGUGAAGACAAGUUUAAUAGUCUGUAUUUAAAUCAUAUGCUAAUUUGACAUUUCAGAACUUGUAAAUACCACGUAGUGCUCUCCAAAACUGCAGUGCCAAUGUCAUAAGCUGUUAUUAGCGUGGCCAGGUAUAUUGUUUGUCUCUCAGGAAAUAACCAGUGUGAAAAGUCAGCCAUCAAUGGCAUCCAGCAUUACACAUAAUAAAAAUGUGGAGUAUCUCUGUUUCCUCUCCA
Molecule: messenger RNA, 3251 nt
Organism: Coregonus clupeaformis (lake whitefish)
Lineage: Eukaryota; Metazoa; Chordata; Actinopteri; Salmoniformes; Salmonidae
Product: NAD(+) hydrolase SARM1
Exons: 10
Coding region: 722-2896 (724 amino acids)
Biological process (GO): negative regulation of MyD88-independent toll-like receptor signaling pathway; response to axon injury; signal transduction
Cellular component (GO): dendrite
Molecular function (GO): signaling adaptor activity; NAD+ nucleosidase activity; protein binding
Source: RefSeq, a predicted model, not a curated record